This is a messenger RNA of Trichosurus vulpecula (common brushtail), 1209 nucleotides long. RefSeq names its product TBC1 domain family member 7 (gene TBC1D7). The transcript has 9 exons. The record is from RefSeq and is a predicted model, not a curated record. Lineage: Eukaryota; Metazoa; Chordata; Mammalia; Diprotodontia; Phalangeridae. Gene Ontology annotation, molecular function: GTPase activator activity. Gene Ontology annotation, biological process: negative regulation of TOR signaling; activation of GTPase activity. The coding region runs from base 204 to 1085 and encodes 293 amino acids.
UCCUGUUGCUGCUGCUCCUGCUUCUCGGCUUCCUCGGCUUCCCGGGGCCGUUGCCACCCGCAGGUGACCGAGUCCCUGGGGAGCUGUCCUCUCUCCGCCUGCAUCCCCGACCCUCUCCUCCGCCAGCCAGCUGUCAUUGCUUGCUGCUCACAUUGAACUUGCCUAUAAGAAAGCUUUCUAUCUCCUUUUAAUUUUCGUAAAACAUGGCUGAAGAUUCUCAGAGAAACUUUCGUUCAGUAUAUUAUGAGAAAGUUGGAUUUCGUGGUGUUGAAGAAAAGAAAUCAUUGGAAAUACUCCUCAAAGAUGAUCCUCUGGACAUUGAGAAACUUUGCACAUUUAGUCAGCGGUUCCCUCUCCCAUCCAUGUACCGAGGCUUCGUGUGGAAGGUGCUUUUAGGAAUCCUGCCUCCUCACCAUGAAUCUCAUGCUCAGGUCAUGAUGUGCCGGAAGGAGCAGUACACAGAUGUCCUGCAUGCCCUGAAAGUCAUUCGUUUUGUCAGUGACUCCACUCCACAGGUGGAUGUCUACCUGCGCAUGCAUCAGCUAGAAUCUGGAAAGUUGCCUCGAAGUCCUUCCUUUCCGCUGGAACCAGAAGAUGAAAUAUUUCUUGCCAUUGCCAAAGCCAUGGAAGAGAUGGUUGAAGAUAAUGUUGACUGUUAUUGGCUCAUCAGAUGCUUUGUGAACCAAUUAAAUAACAAGUUUCGGGAUUCCUUACCCCAGCUGCCAAAGGCUUUUGAACAGUACUUGAAUCUUGAAGAUAGCCGUCUCCUGAAUCAUAUGAAGACGUGCUCUGCGGUGACCAAACUGCCUUACGAUCUCUGGUUUCAGAAGUGCUUUGCAGGUUGUUUACCUGAAUCCAGUUUACAGAGAGUUUGGGACAAAGUUAUAAGUGGUUCCUGCAAGAUCCUAGUUUUCGUUGCUGUGGAAAUUUUAUUAACUUUUAAAAUAAAAGUAAUGGCAUUGAACAGCGCUGAAAAAAUCACAAAGUUUUUGGAAAAUAUCCCUCAGGACAGUUCAGAUGCGAUUGUGAGCAAAGCCAUCGAUCUGUGGCAUAAACACUGUGGGACUCCAGUGCAUUCCAUGUGAGCCCUUUCCCACCUUUUAAACAUCAACGUGGUGCACUCUGACAGAACACAUGCUUUUCAGAGGCUAACUACAGUCCACUGUAAACAUUCUCCUGAUCAAACUAAAAAUGCUUUGGGAUUUGUUU